Molecule: messenger RNA, 775 nt
Organism: Copidosoma floridanum
Lineage: Eukaryota; Metazoa; Arthropoda; Insecta; Hymenoptera; Encyrtidae
Gene: Alg14
Product: ALG14, UDP-N-acetylglucosaminyltransferase subunit
Biological process (GO): dolichol-linked oligosaccharide biosynthetic process
Cellular component (GO): UDP-N-acetylglucosamine transferase complex
Molecular function (GO): N-acetylglucosaminyldiphosphodolichol N-acetylglucosaminyltransferase activity
Source: RefSeq, a predicted model, not a curated record
ACCAAAUCGAUUUUUACUAUGAUGGCUCAUGUCUCAUGUUUCUAAACGUAAACAGAAGUGGAAAUCGCCAAAGACAUUUUAGUCAUUACUUACAUUCUUAAUUAAGCAUAAAAUUUUAAUGAUCAAGUCAUGGUCUUACCAUUAGUAUGUGUACUUGUGUUUCCAGUUGCCAUUGUUUUUAUUGUGAGAGCUUUUCAUACGAUUAUUUUCAAGAACGGUAAGAGGCCAGAUCAUUUAAAGAGAACAAAACCAGCAAAGACACUUAUUGUACUUGGUUCUGGUGGGCAUACGACUGAAAUUUUGCGCAUUGUUGAACAGUUGAAUGGAAAAAAGUAUAAGCCAAGAAUAUACCUUAAAGCUAAGAGUGACGAAAUUAGUGAGAAUAAAGUCAAGCAAGUAGAGACUAAUACAAAAGACUACAAACUCAUUGACAUAUCAAGAAGUAGAGAAGUUGGUCAAUCAUAUUUGACAUCUAUUUUGACAACUGCUUCCUCUGUUAUGCAAUCUUUUCCCCUGAUUUGGAGUGAAAAGCCAGAUUUACUACUCUGCAACGGUCCUGGAACGUGUAUUCCUCCGUGUUUGGUUGCUUUUUUUUUUAAUUCUCUUUUCCUUACGAAUACAAAAAUUGUUUUUGUUGAAAGUUUUUGCAGAGUCAAGACUUUUUCACUGUCAGGAAAAAUUUUGUACUUUUUAGCACAUCACACUAUUGUCCAGUGGCCAUACUUGAAUGGUGCCAAGUACUCCAGGAGUAUAUUUGUAAAUUAACGUAAGAUUU